GUGAGGCAUUCGAGCGCUUGAGACAACUUGCUGUAGGGCCUAAUCCGGUUGUAACAAGGGACGCCGUUGAUAUGGCUCGGGCAAUUCUUUCAGAAGAUGCUCGUGCUAAUGCUCCUUCAGCUUCUGCUAUGAGUAAGAAGUAUCGUGUUUCAAAGCGAAAGGCAGAAGCACUAGGCGACAUAGACUUAAAUUCAAUAAAUCCGCUACAGAUAAUUAUCCCUCAAUAUUUACAAGAAUAUGUAAUAUUAAAUGAGAAUACCAAUAUUGCCGGACAACAGAGAAAAGUAAUUGUACUUGCGACGCCUGGAACUCUGAAUUUGCUUGACGUAUAUCGUCUUCCUUUUUCAACCGGAAAUUUUCGGAUAUCCGGAACCGAACCGAUAUCCGAACCGAAAAAUCAUCGGUUCUUCGGUUCGGUUCGGUCCAGAACCGACAACCCUAGUCAGUAUCCAUCGAUGGAACGUUUAUGA
Messenger RNA from Meloidogyne enterolobii, 470 nucleotides. Lineage: Eukaryota; Metazoa; Nematoda; Chromadorea; Rhabditida; Meloidogynidae. The record is from the annotation of a GenBank genome assembly.